GUAAACUCUCUUGAAAAAUGGCAGAAACCGCUCCAGCACCGGCAGCUGCCGCCCCGCCAACCAAAGCGCCCAAGAAGAAGUCCGCUGUUAAAGCCAAGAAAACAGGUCCAAGCGUCAGCGAGCUGAUCGUCAAAGCCGUGUCCGCGUCCAAGGAGAGGAGCGGCGUGUCCCUCGCCGCGCUGAAGAAGGCUCUUUCUGCGGGCGGCUACGACGUGGAGAAGAACAACUCCCGCGUCAAGCUCGCCAUCAAGAGCCUGGUGACUAAAGGCACUCUAGCGCAGGUCAAAGGGACCGGCGCCUCCGGCUCCUUCAAGCUCAACAAGAAGCCAGCCGAGACAAAGAAGAAGCCCGUCAAGAAAGCGGCUCCUAAAGCCAAGAAGCCCGCGGCCAAGAAACCCGCUGCUGCCAAGAAGCCCAAGAGCGCAGCGGCAAAGAAGCCCGCCGCUAAGAAAUCACCCAAGAAGGCCAAGAAACCCGCCGCUGCAGCCGCUAAGAAGGCGACGAAGAGCCCCAAGAAGGCAAAGAAGCCGGCAGCGCCCAAGAAAGCGGCCAAGAGCCCCAAAAAGACGAAGCUUGUCAAACCAAAGACGGCAAAGCCUAAAGCAGCUAAGCCUAAAGCUGCCAAGCCUAAGAAGGCAGCCCCCAAGAAGAAAUAAAUAUCUGUUUCAUUCCCCAACGGCUCUUUUCAGAGCCACCCACUUAACUCUAAAAAGAGCAAAAAGUGCAGUUCGAUUCUUAAAGACAACACAUUUUACUUGUUGACAGAGGAUAGCCACAAAGUUAUUAACGUUUAUUAAUACGAACAGCUUUA
Messenger RNA from Puntigrus tetrazona (Sumatra barb), 811 nucleotides. Its product is annotated as histone H1-like. The coding region runs from base 18 to 656 and encodes 212 amino acids. Gene Ontology annotation, biological process: nucleosome assembly. The record is from RefSeq and is a predicted model, not a curated record. Gene Ontology annotation, molecular function: DNA binding; structural constituent of chromatin. The transcript has a single exon. NCBI's taxonomy places the organism in Eukaryota, Metazoa, Chordata, Actinopteri, Cypriniformes, Cyprinidae. Gene Ontology annotation, cellular component: nucleosome.